This is a messenger RNA of Vombatus ursinus (common wombat), 2082 nucleotides long. RefSeq names its product sosondowah ankyrin repeat domain family member A (gene SOWAHA). The record is from RefSeq and is a predicted model, not a curated record. Gene Ontology annotation, molecular function: protein binding. The transcript has a single exon. Bases 1 to 1608 code for a protein of 535 amino acids. Lineage: Eukaryota; Metazoa; Chordata; Mammalia; Diprotodontia; Vombatidae.
AUGGCGCUGGCAGCGGCUGCGGCGGCUGCGGCAGCAGGAGUGAGCCAGGCGGCCGUGCUGGGCUUCCUGCAGGAGUGCGGGGGUAAGGUGCGCAACUCGGAGCUCGUGAGCCGCUUCAAGCCUCUGCUGGACGCGGGGGACCCGGGCGGCCGGGCUGCUCGCAGGAAAUGUUUCAAGCAAUUAGUCAACGACGUGGCGGUAGUCAAAGAGCUGGACGGAGUCAAGUUCGUGGUGCUGCGCAAGAAGCCGCGCACCUCCUGCGCUCCACCGCCCGCGCCCCCGACGCAGCCCGAAGCCGCUGGGGACCGGCUCCCCAGGGACCCGCCGACCUCCGCGGCCCAGGAGCUGGCAGCGGACCCUCUGGCUGAGCCGCCGCUGCAAGCGUCCUCCGAUCCAGCUGCUGCCCAGGAGCACGCGUCUCCGUCCCCGCCGUCGUUGGAGCUGCCCCCGUCCCCGCCGUCGUUGGAGCUGCCUCCAUCCCCGCCGUCAGAGGAGCUGCCCCCGUCCCCAGACCUGGAAGAAGGAGCCACUGCCGCCGCCCCCACCCCAACUCCAGCCCUGCCGUCCAGGCACACGCCCGCGGCCCCUCCACAGAAGCCCUGCAUGCUGCCUGUCCGCUGCAUCCCGUCGGUGAUCCGCGUCCGGGCUGAGGAGCAGGGCCUGCGGCGGCAGCUGUCGGAAGAGCCGGCGGUGGCAGCGUCGUCCCUGCUGCUCGUGCCCGGGGACUCCCCGCGGCUGCGGCGGCGGCUCUCCGUGGAGGAGCCGGGCCUGGGUCUCGCACUGGGGGGCGGCCGGUCCCCUCACCUCCGGCGCCUGUCCAGGGCCGGCCCGCGCCUGCUAAGCCCCGAGGUCGAGGAGCUGCCUUCCGCCGUCCCCCAGCCGCCGCCCACCGUGCCCUUGGAGCCAGCCGAGCACGAGUGGUUGGUGAGAGCGGCCGGUGGCCGCUGGACUCACCAGCUUCACGGACUGCUGCUGCGGGAUCGGAGCCUGGCGGCCAAGCGCGACUUCAUGUCCGGAUUCACGGCCCUGCACUGGGCAGCCAAGAGCGGCGACCGCGAGAUGGUGCUGCAGCUGGUGGAAGUGGCGCGCCGCGGGGGGUCGCCCGUCGACGUGAACGCCCGCUCGCACGGCGGCUACACCCCGCUGCACCUGGCGGCCCUUCACGGCCACGAGGACGCGGCCGUCCUGCUGGUGGAGCGCCUCGGCGCGCAGGUGCUGGUCCGAGACCACAGCGGACGGCGCGCCUACCAGUACCUGCGGCCCGGCGCCUCGUAUGCGCUGCGUCUGUUGCUGGGCGACCCCGCCCUCCGCGGCCCGGCCGAGCACAACGGCCGGGCCAAGCGGCCGGUGCAGGUGGCCGCAUCCAUUCUCAGCUCCACCACCAGCGCCUUCCUGGGCGUGCUGGCCGACGACCUGAUGCUGCAGGACCUGGCCCGCGGCAUCAGGAAGUCUGGCUCCUUCAGUAAGUUCCUGGGGGCCUCCCCCAUGGCGCCCCGAAAGAAGGCCAAAGCCAGACCGGGCCUCCCGGCCUUCCCUUCUGCUUCCACCCAGGCCUCCAUCGUGGGGUCCAAGCGCCGGCCAGGCACUGACCUCUUCCAGAGCCAUUAGCCCUGCGUUGUGUCACAAUCGCAGGUCUGGCCACCACUGUCCGGCCUGCCACCCCAUGGCAUACAUACCUGGUCCCCACUGCCCAGUCUCACCUUCUCCCACGCACAUCCCCCAAUCUAGACCUCCCUAGGGUGCUGGGGGGGUGCCAUCAAUUCAUGCCUGAAUCUCCUGCGAGUGUCAGAUCCUCAGAGAAUUCACAAAUCAUUCAGAAAUUCAAUUCACAUUUAUAACUGUUAAACCCUGGGUACUAAGGGUGAAAGGUUAAAAAGGGCAACAGCUGGUCUGGUCCCUUAACUGAAUAACUUCAGUGUUUGUUGGUACUCUAUAUGCGGUACUCCUAGGCCAAAGGCAAUGACAUGGUAUAAACUUUUUGGGGUCAGUCCAUGUCAUCUGGCCCUGUGAGGUGUUAUGAGUUGGCGAUUCAGUUGUAUUUUGUUCUUAAAUGAAGAGAAGAAUCUGUAUUUUAUAAUGGUC